AUGUCGGCCAAUAUGGACUAUGCAGUCAAGUUGGUUUGAGAAUAAAGUAGUUGUCUCCAUAGCGAGUACCUUACUACCAACAGAGCCAGUACUGCAGUUCUACUGGACUCAGUGGGGAGCUCCAUCAAACUUCCUUGGUGGUGCCCAACAUCUAUUUGGAGUUCCUGACUUCGAAAAAUUAUACAUUUUAUUUUAUUUUAUGGAGGUGUUGAUUGUUAUGGGGGUGCCCAGCCCUCCUGUAAUUCUAACCGUGACUGUUGCUCUCCAGACUCUAACCAUGACUGUUGCUCUCCAGACUCUAACCGUGACUGUUGCUCUCCAGACUCUAACCGUGACUGUUGCUCUCCAGACUCUAACCGUGACUGUUGCUCUCCAGACUCUAACCGUGACUGUUGCUCUCUAGACUCUAACCGUGACUGUUGCUCUCCAGACUCUAACCGUGACUGUUGCUCUCCAGACUCUAACCGUGACUGUUGCUCUCCAGACUCUAACCGUGACUGUUGCUCUCCAGACUCUAACCGUGACUGUUGCUCUCCAGACUCUAACCGUGAAUGUUGCUCUCUAGACUCUAACCGUGAAUGUUGCUCUCUAGACUCUAACCGUGACUGUUGCUCUCCAGACUCUAACCGUGACUGUUGCUCUCCAGACUCUAACCGUGACUGUUGCUCUCCAGACUCUAACCGUGACUGUUGCUCUCCAGACUCUAACCGUGACUGUUGCUCUCCAGACUCUAACCGUGACUGUUGCUCUCCAGACUCUAACCGUGACUGUUGCUCUCCAGACUCUAACCGUGACUGUUGCUCUCCAGACUCUAACCGUGACUGUUGCUCUCCAGACUCUAACCGUGAAUGUUGCUCUCCAGACUCUAACCGUGACUGUUGCUCUCCAGACUCUAACUGUGACUGUUGCUCUCCAGACUAUAACCGUGACUGUUGCUCUCCAGACUUUAAUCGUGACUGUUGCUCUCCAGACUCUAACCGUGACUGUUGCUCUCCAGACUCUAACCGUGACUGUUGCUCUCCAGACUCUAACCGUGACUGUUGCUCUCCAGACUCUAACCGUGAAUGUUGCUCUCUAGACUCUAACCGUGACUGUUGCUCUCCAGACUCUAACCGUGACUGUGCUCUCCAGACUCUAACCGUGACUGUUGCUCUCCAGACUCUAACCGUGACUGUUGCUCUCCAGACUCUAACCGUGACUGUUGCUCUCCAGACUCUAAACCGUGACUGUUGCUCUCUAGACUCUAACCGUGACUGUUGCUCUCCAGACUCUAACCGUGACUGUUGCUCUCCAGAUUCUAACCGUGACUGUUGCUCUCCAGACUCUAACAGUGACUGUUACUCUCCAGACUCUAACCGUGACUGUUGCUCUCCAGACUCUAACCGUGACUGUUGCUCUCCAGACUCUAAUCGUGACUGUUGCUCUCCAGACUCUAACCGUGACUGUUGCUCUCCAGACUCUAACCGUGAAUGUUGCUCUCCAGACUCUAACGUGACUGUUGCUCUCCAGACUCUAACUGUGACUGUUGCUCUCCAGACUCUAACCGUGACUGUUGCUCUCCAGACUUUAAUCGUGACUGUUGCUCUCCAGACUCUAACCGUGACUGUUGCUCUCCAGACUCUAACCGUGACUGUUGCUCUCCAGACUCUAACCGUGACUGUUGCUCUCCAGACUCUAACCGUGACUGUUGCUCUCCAGACUCUAACCGUGACUGUUGCUCUCCAGACUCUAACCGUGACUGUUGCCCUCCAGACUCUAACAGUGACUGUUACUCUCCAGACUCUAACCGUGACUGUUGCUCUCCAGACUCUAAUCGUGACUGUUGCUCUCCAGACUCUAACCGUGACUGUUGCUCUCCAGACUCUAACCGUGACUGUUGCUCUCCAGACUCUAACCGUGACUGUUGCUCUCCAGACUCUAACCGUGACUGUUGCUCUCCAGACUCUAACCGUGACUGUUGCUCUCCAGACUCUAACCGUGACUGUUGCUCUCCAGACUCUAACCGUGACUGUUGCUCUCCAGACUCUAACCGUGACUGUUGCUCUCCAGACUCUAACCGUGACUGUUGCUCUCCAGACUCUAACCGUGACUGUUGCUCUCCAGACUCUAACCGUGACUGUUGCUCUCCAGACUCUAACCGUGAAUGUUGCUCUCUAGACUCUAACCGUGACUGUUGCUCUCCAGACUCUAACCGUGACUGUUGCUCUCCAGACUCUAACCGUGACUGUUGCUCUCCAGACUCUAACCGUGACUGUUGCUCUCCAGACUCUAACCGUGACUGUUGCUCUCCAGACUCUAACCGUGACUGUUGCUCUCUAGACUCUAACCGUGACUGUUUGCUCUCCAGACUCUAACCGUGACUGUUGCUCUCCAGAUUCUAACCGUGACUGUUGCUCUCCAGACUCUAACAGUGACUGUUACUCUCCAGACUCUAACCGUGACUGUUGCUCUCCAGACUCUAACCGUGACUGUUGCUCUCCAGACUCUAAUCGUGACUGUUGCUCUCCAGACUCUAACCGUGACUGUUUGCUCUCCAGACUCUAACCGUGAAUGUUGCUCUCCAGACUCUAACGUGACUGUUGCUCUCCAGACUCUAACUGUGACUGUUGCUCUCCAGACUCUAACCGUGACUGUUGCUCUCCAGACUUUAAUCGUGACUGUUGCUCUCCAGACUCUAACCGUGACUGUUGCUCUCCAGACUCUAACCGUGACUGUUGCUCUCCAGACUCUAACCGUGACUGUUGCUCUCCAGACUCUAACCGUGACUGUUGCUCUCCAGACUCUAACCGUGACUGUUGCUCUCCAGACUCUAACCGUGACUGUUGCCCUCCAGACUCUAACAGUGACUGUUACUCUCCAGACUCUAACCGUGACUGUUGCUCUCCAGACUCUAAUCGUGACUGUUGCUCUCCAGACUCUAACCGUGACUGUUGCUCUCCAGACUCUAACCGUGACUGUUGCUCUCCAGACUCUAACCGUGACUGUUGCUCUCCAGACUCUAACCGUGACUGUUGCUCUCCAGACUCUAACCGUGACUGUUGCUCUCCAGACUCUAACCGUGACUGUUGCUCUCCAGACUCUAACCGUGACUGUUGCUCUCCAGACUCUAACCGUGACUGUUGCUCUCCAGACUCUAACCGUGACUGUUGCUCUCCAGACUCUAACCGUGACUGUUGCUCUCCAGACUCUAACCGUGACUGUUGCUCUCCAGACUCUAACCGUGACUGUUGCUCUCCAGACUCUAACCGUGAAUGUUGCUCUCUAGACUCUAACCGUGACUGUUGCUCUCCAGACUCUAACCGUGACUGUUGCUCUCCAGACUCUAACUGUGACUGUUGCUCUCCAGACUCUAACCGUGACUGUUGCUCUCCAGACUCUAACCGUGACUGUUGCUCUCCAGACUUUAAUCGUGACUGUUGCUCUCCAGACUCUAAUCGUGACUGUUGCUCUCCAGACUCUAACCGUGACUGUUGCUCUCCAGACUCUAACCGUGAAUGUUGCUCUCUAGACUCUAACCGUGACUGUUGCUCUCCAGACUCUAACCGUGACUGUUGCUCUCCAGACUCUAACCGUGACUGUUGCUCUCCAGACUCUAACCGUGACUGUUUGCUCUCCAGACUCUAACAGUGACUGUUUACUUCUCCAACUCUACGUGACUGUUGCUCUCCCAGACUCUAACGUGACUGUUUGCUCUCCAGACUCUAACCCGUGACUGUUGCUCUCCAACUCUAACCGUGACUGUUGCUCUCCAGACUCUAACCGUGACUGUUUGCUCUCCAGACUCUAAACCGUGACUGUUGCUCUCCAGACUCUAACGUGACUGUUGCUCUCCAGACUCUAACCGGACUGUUGCGCUCCAGACUCUAACCGUGACUGUUGCUCUCCAGACUUUAAACCGUGACUGUUGCUCUCCAGACUCUAACCGUGACUGUUGCUCUCCAGACUCUAACCGUGACUGUUGCUCUCCAGACUCUAAACCGUGACUGUUGAUCUCCAGACUCUAACCGUGACUUGUUGCUCUCCAGACUCUAAAACCGUGACUGUUGCUCUCCAGACUCUAACCGUGACUGUUGCUCUCCAGACUCUAACCGUGACUGUUGCUCUCCAGACUCUAACCGUGACUGUUGCUCUCCAGACUCUAACCGUGAAUGUUGCUCUCCAGACUCUAACCGUGACUGUUGCUCUCCAGACUCUAACCGUGACUGUUGCUCUCCAGACUCUAAACCGUGACUGUUGCUCUCCAGACUCUAACCGUGACUGUUGCUCUCCAGACUCUAACCGUGACUGUUGCUCUCCAGACUCUAACCGUGACUGUUGCUCUCCAGACUCUAACCGUGACUGUUGCUCUCCAGACUCUAACCGUGAAUGUUGCUCUCCAGACUCUAACCGUGACUGUUGCUCUCCCAGACUCUAACCGUGACUGUUGCUCUCCAGACUCUAACCGUGACUGUUGCUCUCCAGACUCUAACCGUGACUGUUGCUCUCCAGACUCUAACCGUGACUGUUUGCUCUCCAGACUCUAACCGUGACUGUUGCUCUCCAGACUCUAACCGUGACUGUUGCUCUCCAGACUCUAACCGUGACUGUUGCUCUCCAGACUCUAACCGUGACUGUUGCUCUCCAGACUCUAACCGUGACUGUUGCUCUCCAGACUCUAACCGUGACUGUUGCACUCCAGACUCUAACCGUGACUGUUGCUCUCCAGACUCUAACCGUGACUGUUGCUCUCCAGACUCUAACCGUGAAUGUUGCUCUCUAGACUCUAACCGUGACUGUUGCUCUCCAGACUCUAACCGUGACUGUUGCUCUCCAGACUCUAACCGUGACUGUUGCUCUCCAGACUCUAACCGUGACUGUUGCUCUCCAGACUCUAACCGUGAAUGUUGCUCUCCAGACUCUAACCGUGACUGUUGCUCUCCAGACUCUAACCGUGACUGUUGCUCUCCAGACUCUAACCGUGACUGUUGCUCUCCAGACUCUAACCGUGACUGUUGCUCUCCAGACUCUAACCGUGACUGUUGCUCUCCAGACUCUAACCGUGACUGUUGCUCUCCAGACUCUAACCGUGACUGUUGCUCUCCAGACUCUAACCGUGAAUGUUGCUCUCCAGACUCUAACCGUGACUGUUGCUCUCCAGACUCUAACCGUGACUGUUGCUCUCCAGACUCUAACCGUGACUGUUGCUCUCCAGACUCUAACCGUGACUGUUGCUCUCCAGACUCUAACCGUGACUGUUGCUCUCCAGACUCUAACCGUGACUGUUGCUCUCCAGACUCUAACCGUGACUGUUGCUCUCCAGACUCUAACCGUGACUGUUGCUCUCCAGACUCUAACCGUGACUGUUGCUCUCCAGACUCUAACCGUGACUGUUGCUCUCCAGACUCUAACCGUGACUGUUGCACUCCAGACUCUAACCGUGACUGUUGCUCUCCAGACUCUAACCGUGACUGUUGCUCUCCAGACUCUAACCGUGACUGUUGCUCUCCAGACUCUAACCGUGACUGUUGCUCUCCAGACUCUAACCGUGACUGUUGCUCUCCAGACUCUAACCGUGACUGUUGCUCUCCAGACUCUAACCGUGAAUGUUGCUCUCCAGACUCUAACCGUGACUGUUGCUCUCCAGACUCUAACUGUGACUGUUGCUCUCCAGACUCUAACCGUGACUGUUGCUCUCCAGACUUUAAUCGUGACUGUUGCUCUCCAGACUCUAACCGUGACUGUUGCUCUCCAGACUCUAACCGUGACUGUUGCUCUCCAGACUCUAACCGUGACUGUUGCUCUCCAGACUCUAACCGUGAAUGUUGCUCUCUAGACUCUAACCGUGACUGUUGCUCUCCAGACUCUAACCGUGACUGUUGCUCUCCAGACUCUAACCGUGACUGUUGCUCUCCAGACUCUAACCGUGACUGUUGCUCUCCAGACUCUAACCGUGACUGUUGCCCUCCAGACUCUAACAGUGACUGUUACUCUCCAGACUCUAACCGUGACUGUUGCUCUCCAGACUCUAAUCGUGACUGUUGCUCUCCAGACUCUAACCGUGACUGUUGCUCUCCAGACUCUAACCGUGACUGUUGCUCUCCAGACUCUAAUCGUGACUGUUGCUCUCCAGACUCUAACCGUGACUGUUGCUCUCCAGACUCUAACCGUGACUGUUGCUCUCCAGACUCUAACCGUGACUGUUGCUCUCCAGACUCUAACCGUGACUGUUGCUCUCCAGACUCUAACCGUGACUGUUGCUCUCCAGACUCUAACCGUGACUGUUGCUCUCCAGACUCUAACGUGACUGUUGCUCUCCAGACUCUAACCGUGAAUGUUGCUCUCUAGACUCUAACCGUGACUGUUGCUCUCCAGACUCUAACCGUGACUGUUGCUCUCCAGACUCUAACCGUGACUGUUGCUCUCCAGACUCUAACCGUGACUGUUGCUCUCCAGACUCUAACCGUGACUGUUGCUCUCCAGACUUUAAUCGUGACUGUUGCUCUCCAGACUCUAACCGUGACUGUUGCUCUCCAGACUCUAACCGUGACUGUUGCUCUCCAGACUCUAACCGUGAAUGUUGCUCUCUAGACUCUAACCGUGACUGUUGCUCUCCAGACUCUAACCGUGACUGUUGCUCUCCAGACUCUAACCGUGACUGUUGCUCUCCAGACUCUAAUCGUGACUGUUGCUCUCCAGACUCUAACAGUGACUGUUACUCUCCAGACUCUAACCGUGACUGUUGCUCUCCAGACUCUAACCGUGACUGUUGCUCUCCAGACUCUAACCGUGACUGUUGCUCUCCAGACUCUAACCGUGACUGUUGCUCUCCAGACUCUAACCGUGACUGUUGCUCUCCAGACUCUAACCGUGACUGUUGCUCUCCAGACUCUAACCGUGACUGUUGCUCUCCAGACUCUAACCGUGAAUGUUGCUCUCUAGACUCUAACCGUGACUGUUGCUCUCCAGACUCUAACCGUGACUGUUGCUCUCCAGACUCUAACCGUGACUGUUGCUCUCCAGACUCUAACCGUGACUGUUGCUCUCCAGACUCUAACCGUGAAUGUUGCUCUCCAGACUCUAACCGUGACUGUUGCUCUCCAGACUCUAACCGUGACUGUUGCUCUCCAGACUCUAACCGUGACUGUUGCUCUCCAGACUCUAACCGUGACUGUUGCUCUCCAGACUCUAACCGUGACUGUUGCUCUCCAGACUUUAAUCGUGACUGUUGCUCUCCAGACUCUAACCGUGACUGUUGCUCUCCAGACUCUAACCAUGACUGUUGCUCUCCAGACUCUAACCGUGACUGUUGCUCUCCAGACUCUAACCAUGACUGUUGCUCUCCAGACUCUAACCGUGACUGUUGCUCUCCAGACUCUAACCAUGACUGUUGCUCUCCAGACUCUAACCAUGACUGUUGCUCUCCAGACUCUAACCAUGACUGUUGCUCUCCAGACUCUAACCAUGACUGUUGCUCUCCAGACUCUAACCGUGACUGUUGCUCUCCAGACUCUGUCAUUGUGCAUUGUCAGCAUGCACAGCACAAAAAGAACCGCUGCUGUGGGAAGUAUUUGUAAUUUUUCCAUUAAUUUGCAUCUUCUAUUCGGGAGCAUUGCAAACAUUUCAAAUGCGUUUUUGGAGAUCAGAGCUUUCAGUUGGACCUAGUGUGCAUCCCAAAUGGCACCAUAUUCCCUAUAUAGUGCUUUCAUGAAGUAGUGCACUAUAGGGAAUGUGGGUUGCCAUUUGGGACGCAAUCCUAGUCUAGAGCCACCAGCUCCACGCUAUUGAAUGUUAAUACAAUAUGGUAAUCAACCUCUCAACCCAUAGACUGUCAGUCAGUCACUGUAGCGACAGCUUGCUUAGUGCUGGCGUCAGUAUGCUGCCCACCAUCAGGUUAAAUAUGAUGCCACAGCAACCUCUGGUGGUAGAAUUGGUAUAACAUUCAGUUUGAUCAGGCUGAAUUAAUUAGACAUAUUUUCUGUCUCAUUCUUUUUCAUAAAUUCCUUUUCUCAUUCCUUUUAAUAUUGGAAAUGUUAUGUCCAAUAUGAUAUCGCUAUAUUUAAGUCAGUCAUUCCUGCUGGACUACUUAGAGCUCAGAGAAGCAAGGCGUUUCAACGUUCCGUGUCCCUGGAUUGAAUCUCUUGACUGCCUGUCUAUUAUAGUGUACAGCACGCCCAAGAAUCCACAGCAAACAACCGUAGACUGCAGAGACCUUUGCUGUCAGUAAAGGUUACUGCUUUAUGUCUUGUCUGCAGGUACCUGAAGCCUGAUGAGAACAAAAAGUCAAAGCACAAGACUGCUGUGAAGAAGAAGACCCUCAACCCAGAGUUUAACGAGGUAAGGAAGGACUCACUCUCUCUUCCUCUCUUUUCGGUCUCUGUUUCUCCUCUCUCAGGGAUCUCUUGUCUCUCUCAGACAUCACAAAUCCCUCCAAUAAUCCAUCCCAUUUAAGACUUGAGACUGAGGAGAGGAACCAGCCAUUUUCAAAUAAAGCUUUAUCAACUUACCUAUGACACUCAUUUUUCAAACUUGGAUAAUUAUACUGAACUUUUUUCCAGAAUGAUAGAAUUAUAUGAAAAUCACAACUUUAAUGCUGACUCAUUAUACAUGUACUCUUCUUACCAUCACAUCUCCCCAUAUAUCUCUUUUAUCUGGCCCCUGUAUAUCUCUGGGUGUCCUUAUCACACACUAGUAUCAAUUUUUUACAAAAAUGCGUUGGACAAAGAAGAUUGUAAUUAUUUUAUUGGAUUUUACCAUUUAUCACAGUCAUUAGCAUGGCAAAGUAGCAAGUAGCAACAAAUCUUAGGUUAGAAAAGCCAGUUAUCCGUUGAUGAUGUUUCAGGGCACAGAGGUGAGUUUCCAUCCCCUCCAGCCGCUCAGCUAUGAUGCUCCGGGCCUCCUUCAGAUCAGCCCUAUGUUAACUGUCAUUGAGAGGCCAACUUGACUGUAGUAAAAGUCUGUUUCCGUCACCUCUCCUGAGCCUGCCUCUUCUUCUCUAAAUGCCACACAACCACUCUACCAUUAGUCUGUUAUGAUGCUCAGAGCAGUGGGCUCCAGAGAGGCCCCGCUUUCAUGCUCAGACCGCUGCCAAAGAGCUAGCUUAGCACUCGACUGCAGCAUCGAGUGGCUUGCCUCUGAGAGUUCAGCUGUAUCAGAGUGAAUGGUGUUCUCCCAGACCACACGAGGCCCGUGACUUGACAUUUCCAAUGACAUUUCCUUUAGUCCCCAUUUCCAUCCUGUUGCUUGUUGGCCUUUCGGCUCGAGAUUAGGCAACCUGGGCUUCCAGUGCAUUAGGAAGGCAUUUUGGUUCAAUAAGGAAAACAGAUAACCUUGAGUAUUGAUGGAUUGAUAACUAAACGGAUUCUCCUCUAUCAGCAUGAUUAUGUAUGGUUAUAGGCAGCAGUAAUUCAUUGCCAUUGAUAAAAUUGUUUAAUACUUUUAUACACAUUUAUACUUUUUUAAAUAUCUAACUAUUUGACCUCCUAAAAACACCACUUUCAUGGGAUUUCUUCAACAUUCUAAAGCUCCCAUUGUUGAAAGCUCCCAUGACUUUCAACAUUCUAUUCACUGUAAACAAUGUGACCUUUGACGAAAAUAAGCUACUUAAAAACAUUUUCACAAAAACGUACACAAAAAUGUAUAGCGUAUGAAAUCUUAGUCUACUUCUCUGCUAUUCAAAUCGGAAAUCGGAACAGAAAUAUUGUCUACCAACCAAAUUAUAGCAAUUGGGGAGCACAUGAGACAGAUUAUGCCACACAGCUCACCCCAACCCACUAAAAAACGAACCCGCAAUAACAACCCCCACACUCACUAACCAAACUACAAUAUUCAUGGCUUGCACAUUUUGUCACAAUAUUGUUUUGAACGUUCUCUUGAGGACUGAUGCCCAAAUGAACGUUCUACUCAAUGCUUUGUCAAUUGGCGCUGAUGAAGAUGUAAUAAUAACUUUGCUAGCUAAUGGCAACAUUGCCCUAAAUUUGACGACAUCAUAAUGAUGGCAAAGUUUUUCCUACUUAUUAUUUCCCUACUUUAGCACUGUCAUCGUAUUUCCAAGCCACGUUAGUGUAAUUUAGACGAAACAGUAAUUAUAUGUGAUCUAUCUGCCCCACACUGCAAAGCAAUAAGGUUAAUAUAGUAGUCUAUCAAAGGAAUCAGACCAGAUAUUUAUAUAUAUUUUGGACUAUAUUUCACUGCUUCACUUAAGAAAUAUUUUUAAAAUUCUUCAACUAAAAUAAAAAUACUUUUAAACAAGUGAAGCAAUUCACACAAUUUUACUUCAUGUAAAAUUACAUUUCUGGUAUUUAAAUAAGAUUCCUUCAAUUAUGUUUCUGGUGGAAUAUUUUUUGGGGGAAACUGUUUGGCAAGUCAAGUUUUUACAUAUAUAUAUUUUUUUACUGGCUUUUGUAGGAGUUUUUCUACGAAAUCAAAUACGCUGAUCUCAGCAAGAAGACCCUGGAGGUGACCGUGUGGGAUUACGACAUCGGCAAGUCCAACGAUUUUAUAGGUAAGCACUAAGCAAGUGACCGUGUUACCAAGCGUAGUGACCAAAUCGUUGUGCGCGGCUGCACACUGCCCUGCCACCUACACCGGUGACACUCCUGACCAGCCCGGGCUCCCCUGUCACUCUGCACCUGACACCUCUGUUUACAACACCUACUCACCCACCAGAGGCCUCCAUCUGUCCUGGUACCUGCCCAGGGCCACAAACCUGGAUCCAAAUGACAACAACAAACAACUGAGCUCUAAAGGAGCAAGCACGAAACACUGACCCUUGGUGCGUGCCAGCCAGGCUAUCAGCUUUUCAGGUUGUCAUGCUGACAUGUGGUUGGUGGGCAAGACAUUGAACUUGAAGUGCACUUGAACUUGUCUGAGUGAGGGAAGUACUGUAAAUUACGAGAUCAAUGUAUUUUGAAAGAUUAGACGUUGAGGAUUAUAAUACAGUGCCUUCCGAAAGUGUUUUGUUGUGUUACUGCCUGAAUUCAAAAUGGAUUUGUUUUAAAAAUACAAAAAACAUCCAUCUAUACACAAUAUCCCAAAAUGACAAAGUGAAAACAUGUUUUUUUAUUUGUUUUAUUUAUUUAUUGAAAAUGAAAUACAGAAAUAUCUCAUUUACAGUGAGGGAAAAAAGUAUUUGAUCCCCUGCUGAUUUUGUACGUUUGCCCACUGACAAAGACAUGAUCAGUCUUUAAUUUUAAUGGUAGGUUUAUUUGAACAGUGAGAGACAGAAUAACAACAACAAAAAUCCAGAAAAACGCAUGUCAAAAAUGUUAUGAAUUGAUUUGCAUUUUAAUGAGGGAAAUAAGUAUUUGACCCCUCUGCAAAACAUGACUUAGUACUUGGUGGCAAAACCCUUGUUGGCAAUCACAGAGGUCAGAUGUUUCUUGUAGUUGGCCACCAGGUUUGCACACAUCUCAGGAGGGAUUUUGUCCCACUCCUCUUUGCAGAUCUUCUCCAAGUCAUUAAGGUUUCGAGGCUGAUGUUUGGCAACUCGAACCUUCAGCUCCCUCCACAGAUUUUCUAUGGGAUUAAGGUCUGGAGACUGGCUGGGCCACUCCAGGACCUUAAUGUGCUUCUUCUUGAGCCACUCCUUUGUUGCCUUGGCCGUGUGUUUUGGGUCGUUGUCAUGAUGGAAUACCCAUCCUCGACCCAUUUUCAAUGCCCUGGCUGAGGGAAGGAAGUUCUCACUCAAGAUUUGACGGUAAAUUGCCCCAUCCAUCGUCCCUUUGAUGCGGCGAAGUUGUCCUGUCCCCUUAGCAGAUAAACAACCCCAAAGCAUAAUGUUUCCACCUCCAUGUUUGACGGUGGGGAUGGUGUUCUUGGGGUCAUAGGCAGCAUUCCUCCUCCUCCAAACACGGCGUGUUGAGUUGAUGCCAAAGAGCUCGGUUUUGGUCUCAUCUGACCACAACACUUUCACCCAGUUCUCCUCUGAAUCAUUCAGAUGUUCAUUGGCAAACUUCAGACAGGCCUGUACAGUGGGGGAAAAAAGUAUUUAGUCAGCCACCAAUUGUGCAAGUUCUCCCACUUAAAAAGAUGAGAGAGGCCUGUAAUUUUCAUCAUAGGUACACGUCAACUAUGACAGACAAAUUCAGAAAAAAAUAUCCAGAAAAUCACAUUGUGGGAUUUUUUAUGAAUUUAUUUGCAAAUUAUGGUGGAAAAUAACUAUUUGGUCACCUACAAACAAGCAAGAUUUCUGGCUCUCACAGACCUGUAACUUAUUAUUUAAGAGGCUCCUCUGUCCUCCACUCGUUACCUGUAUUAAUGGCACCUGUUUGAACUUGUUAUCAGUAUAAAAGACACCUGUCCACAACCUCAAAUAGUCAUACUCCAAACUCCACUAUGGCCAAGACCAAAGAGCUGUCAAAGGACACCAGAAACAAAAUUGUAGACCUGCACCAGGCUGGGAAGACUGAAUCUGCAAUAGGUAAGCAGCUUGGUUUGAAGAAAUCAACUGUGGGAGCAAUUAUUAGGAAAUGGAAGACAUACAAGACCACUGAUAAUCUCCCUCGAUCUGGGGCUCCACGCAAGAUCUCACCCCGUGGGGUCAAAAUGAUAACAAGAACGGUGAGCAGAAAUCCCAGAACCACACGGGGGGACCUAGUGAAUGACCUGCAGAGAGCUAGGACCAAAGUAACAAAGCCUACCAUCAGUAACACACUACGCCGCCAGGGACUCAAAUCCUGCAGUGCCAGACGUGUCCCCCUGCUUAAGCCAGUACAUGUCCAGGCCCGUCUGAAGUUUGCUAGAGUGCAUUUGGAUGAUCCAGAAGAGGAUUGGGAGAAUGUCAUAUGGUCAGAUGAAACCAAAAUAGAACUUUUUGGUAAAAACUCAACUCUUCGUGUUUGGAGGACAAAUAAUGCUGAGUUGCAUCCAAAGAACACCAUACCUACUGUGAAGCAUGGGGGUGGAAACAUCAUGCUUUGGGGCUGUUUUUAAGCAAAGGGACCAGGACGACUGAUCCGUGUAAAGGAAAGAAUGAAUGGGGCCAUGUAUCGUGAGAUUUUGAGUGAAAACCUCCUUCCAUCAGCAAGGGCAUUGAAGAUGAAACUUGGCUGCGUCUUUCAGCAUGACAAUGAUCCCAAACACACCGCCCGGGCAACGAAGGAGUGGCUUCGUAAGAAGCAUUUCAAGGUCCUGGAGUGGCCUAGCCAGUCUCCAGAUCUCAACCCCAUAGAAAAUAUUUGGAGGGAGUUGAAAGCCCCAAAACAUCACUGCUCUAGAGGAGAUCUGCAUGGAGGAAUGGGCCAAAAUACCAGCAACAGUGUGUGAAAACCUUGUGAAGACUUACAGAAAACGUUUGACCUGUGUCAUUGCCAACAAAGGGUAUAUAACAAAGUAUUGAGAAACUUUUGUUAUUGACCAAAUACUUAUUUUCCACCAUAAUUUGCAAAUAAAUUCAUUAAAAAUCCUACAAUGUGAUUUUCUGGAUUUUAUUUCCUCAUUUUGUCUGUCAUAGUUGACGUGUACCUAUGAUGAAAAUUACAGGCCUCUCUCAUCUUUUUAAGUGGGAGAACUUGCACAAUUGGUGGCUGACUUUUCCCCACUGUAUAUGUGCUUUCUUGAGCAGGGGGACCUUGCGGGCACUGCAGGAUUUCAGUCCUUCACGGCUUAGUGUGUUACCAAUUGUUUUCUUGGUGUCUAUGGUCCCAGCUGCCUUGAGAUCAUUGACAAGAUCCUCCUGUGUAGUUCUGGGCUGAUUCCUCACCAUUCUCAUGAUCAUUGCAACUCCACGAGGUGAGAUCUUGCAUGGAGCCCCAGGCCAUUUGCGAAUAAUCGCACCAACUGUUGUCACCUCCUCACCAAGCUGCUUGGCGAUGGUCUUGUAGCCCAUUCCAGCCUUGUGUAGGUCUACAAUCUUGUCCCUGACAUCCUUGGAGAGCUCUUUGGUCUUGGCCAUGGUGGAGAGUUUGGAAUCUGAUUGAUUGAUUGCUUCUGUGGACAGGUGUCUUUUAUACAGGUAACAAGCUGAGAUUAGGAGUGUGCUCCUGCUCCUAAUCUCAGCUCGUUACCUGUAUAAAAGACACCUGGGAGCCAGAAAUCUUUCUGAUUGAGAGGGGGUCAAAUACUUAUUUACCUCAUUAAAAUGCAAAUCAAUUUAUAACAUUUAUGACAUGUGUUUUUCUGGAUUUUUGUUGUUGUUAUUCUGUCUCUCACUGUUCAAAUAAACCUACCAUUAAAAUUAUAGACUGAUCAUUUCUUUGUCAGUGGACAAAAUCAGCAGGGGAUCAAAUACUUUUUUCCCUCACUGUACAUGAGUAUUCACACCCCUUUGCUAUGACCCUCCAAAUUGAGCUCAGGUGCAUCCACUUUCUGAAGGCACUGUAUAUGUGUUGUGUUCUAACCCUUUUCUGCUGUUCUCCCGUCCCCGCUCUCAGGUGGCGUGUCCCUGGGCAUCAGCGCCAACGGAGAGAGGCUCAAACACUGGUUCGACUGUCUCAAAAACAAGGACAAGAAAAUUGAGCGCUGGCACACGCUGACCAACGAACUUCCUGGUACAACAUUCAACGACUAA
Coregonus sp. 'balchen' is the source of this 14485-nucleotide messenger RNA. Lineage: Eukaryota; Metazoa; Chordata; Actinopteri; Salmoniformes; Salmonidae. The record is from the annotation of a GenBank genome assembly.